AGUCGACCGAGGUAGAUGUGUAUCGUUGCUCUUGGUUCGGACGCGUGAUAAACAACGUGUACGAAAGCGAGACGCGAUCGGUAUAUAAACAGAAACAUCAUUCGAGUAACAGUCUGUCGAACAGAAUAUUUCGCAUGUAACGAAGUUUUCCAACUUUGUCCUCGCGUGUUGUGUUUCGUUUUGUUUUAUUCGUUCUAUACUACUGCGUGUGUUCCCUUCGAAUUGAAACUCGGUUAAUCGACCGUGCUACUGGAACAAUCCCUUUCCCUUUCGUCUCGGGAAGAAGGGAUAUCGCCUUUAUUCGUCCAGGAGGGAUGAAAGAGAAAGAAAGUACAGGGAGGUCAGCCCGGAAGGAGUUGAUUGUGGAUUGCUUUCUUCCUGUCGAGUUCGCGAUCGCCGUCUUCACGAAGGACUCUCCGUCCGACGAAUAAAUCAGUUCGAAUAAAAGGAAGGAAUUGAAAUUUCGAUAAAAAUGUCUCGUCACGAUGACCUUUCGCGAUUCAAAGGUAGCCUCGAUCGAGGGAAAUGACGAUUUAUCGUUUCGUUCGACUGUCAAUGGCCAAGUGGAACGUUCGAUCGCUUGAUAAUUCGAUUGGUCAACCAGGAACGACGUUAAUUAUGGUUCGGUACGAGCGUUCGAUCGCUGCUACAGCGACGGAUCGUCUAACGAGGGUGAAGAAAGCUCGUUGGGCGAAAAAACGAACGGCGUAGAGAUCGGAAAUCGGCAUCAGCUAAUUGGAUAGCCCUGAUUUAAAGGCAAUUCUGAAGCGAGUGACGUUGACACGUUGAAACGCUUUCAUUUCCAUCGAAGAAAGAUCGUUUUACCAGACGCUGGGAUAACGUGGGACCAUUAGAAGCAUCGAAAUGAAGCUGGGCGAUAAUAUGACUAUGGAAGCGUACAAUAUAUGGGGAGAUGUCCCUCCGCGGAAGUGUCGUCCACCAAAGAUCGGCGAUAUACCAAAACACAGCGCGAUCGACGAAGAAUCGCCAGGGUGCAUUUCAAAGUCACUCACAGCUCCCGCAGAUUCGAGAGACUUAAAUUUAUCUCUGGACACUUCCGGGAACAUAGUCUUUCCAUUAGACUCGGGCACGUCUGCCGAGCAGUUCGGUCAGCUUCGAAAAAUCGAAGGGAAAUCUAAAAGCAGCAAAGAAGCUCUUCGAUUUCGCUAUUCGACCGUAGCGGAGUCUCAACCUUUGAAUCUCCCUAUCAAAAGCCGGGAUUCCAAGUAUUUCGUCCAGGAGGAUCUAACCAGGAAGUCGCCAAGCCCGAAAGACCAAGAGCCAGACAGACCUAUCGAUUUCGAGGGCAAAGCGAGUAUUAAAUUACCCGUUGUCAAAGAAUCGACGCUCCUAAAGUUCAGUAAUCGCGAGGAUUCAACCAGGAUUCCGUCCAGCCCUGAAGACAACUCGGACCAGGAGAUCGUCGAGGUUCGCAAGGACAGCGCCCUGUUCUUAGAGGAAGCGGAAGGACUACCCGCUCUCCGGGAGAUCCUGAGGGCCAGGGCACCUAGGAUCAUCAGACCAAGAAGAGAGAGCAGCGGAUACGCGAGUAACCUGGGCACCUUCGACGAGGACAGAAGGAACUCGUCGUCCGUAGACGUUCUCCAAGACUUGUCUUCGUUUCUGAAGGAGCGAAGGAGAUCAUCCGCGGGUCCGAAACGCUUGAACUCUAGGGUGAUCAUUGGGAGAGCCGAGGAGAGCCUAACCGAGGAAGUGGUGGACUGUGAAAGGAUGCCUACCACGGAGAUCCACAGGAAGGCGUCCGGCGCGGGACUCGAAAUGCCGAACAUCGAAGAGGCGAAGGAAAUCCCUAGGGAUGAAAUGCACUCCAGACAAGAAAGUUCGGAUAACCUGUACGGUCUAAACGACCUAACCGAAGACGUAUCGAUAUCGAGGCACCAGGAUGUGUCUUCGAGUAUCUUCGACGUUUCCUCUCUCAGCCAAUCGAUCAGUCACCUCUCGACAUCUCCAUCGAGAACUGCGUCUAAUCAGCAGGUUCAUCGAUUACUAUCCUCGUCCCUAUCGAGCAGCAAACUCUCCGAUAAACCUGAUCAGUCUAUCGAUCGAUCAAAAGUGAUCGCUAUCGAACAGCACAGACCUAUCGGUACCGAUAUCGAAGAUAAAUCAAUCCGCGAACCUCCGACGCAUCGAACCAAAGAAAAAUCUAUCCAGAAACAGGACCUUCAGUUGAGUGUCCUUCCUCGAUCGAUCAAAAUGUAUCGGUUAAUGUCUACUCAAUCCGAAGACAGGAUCGAUUGCGAAUUGCAAUUGAACAGGAGGAUAUCCUUUCAGAUGAGCAAGCAGAACGACGUAACAGCAUCGUCUAAAGACCCUAGGGAUUUGUCUUCAAGAUCGCCGAAUCGAUCUACGAAUGUCUCGAUGUUGAAAAGUAGCGUGUCCAGCGAUAUCCAAGCGUUGGCAUCGACGGAAGUCGGCGAGGAUUCAUCCAUCAGGACUGUUUGCUCGUCCGGUGAGGUGGGCACGAGUCAGAGAUACCUUGGGGACACAUCCAACGUGACAGUGAGACCCAUUUAUCCUUACUGUCCGUAUUCGCCGUAUGGUAGCCCACAGGGAUCACCCCGAAACAGAAGGAGACCCCUCAGGGAGAGUAGAAGGGUCUCCAUUGAUAAUAGGCAAGGAGCUUUACAGCUGAACCAGUAUAAGCUGUUGGAUAACAUUGGACAGGGUUCCUAUGGGAUCGUAAAGCUGGCUUACAACGAGGAGGACGAUACCCACUACGCGAUGAAGAUUCUCAGUAAGAAGAAGCUGAUGAAGAAAGCUGGAAUAUUUGGUAGAAUGGCACCUGGUAGGAAGGGUGCCGCUAACCCUUUGGCGAAGGUCUACAGGGAAAUUGCUUUGCUGAAGAAAUUGGAUCACCCUAAUGUCGUGAAGCUGGUGGAGGUGCUCGACGACCCGGACGAAGACAAUCUUUACCUUGUUUUCGAACUAGUCCAGAGGGGUGAAAUUCUACAGAUACCCGCUGAUAAACCCCUGGACGAAGAAACAGCUAGGAAGAAAUUUCGCGACGUUGUCAUGGGGGUGGAAUAUCUACACUACCAGAGGAUUGUUCAUCGGGAUAUAAAACCGAGUAACUUGUUGGUGGACAGCGACGGUCGCAUUAAGAUCGCCGACCUGGGCGUCAGCGCGGAACUGAGAGCUUCCGGUGAAUUGUUAUCCGGGCCAGCUGGUACCCCGGCAUUCGCGGCACCCGAAACGACCACACCUGGCGCCCAUUAUUCCGGAACUCCGUGCGAUAUCUGGUCGAUGGGUGCGACGCUGUACUCCCUAGUGACCGGAAGGGUGCCAUGGGACGGUGCCGGAAGUAUAAUCGGCGUGCAAGCGGCAGUUCGUACGGAACCAUUGAAAUUUCCUGAGAAACCCGUACUCUCUAAGAAUCUUCGCGAAUUGAUCUCAAAAAUGUUAGACAAAGAUCCUGAGAAAAGGAUCAGCUUGUCAGAGGUGAAGGAACACCCAUGGCUGACCAACGACGGUGCUGAACCACUGCCGAGCGAGGCUGAUAAUUGCCGGCUUCCGGUCACUGUUACCGACGAGGAAGUCGAACGUGUCGUCACGAGGAUACCAAAGCUGGACACUCUGAUCCUCAUCAAAACUAUGCUGAAGCAGCACAGCUUUCAAAAUCCUUUUCUGUCGAAGAAGAGCGGGAAAACAGCGUGCGUCGAUACCCCGACUGAUAGCAUCGAAUUAUCCCCCUCGGGGAGGUCGGACGAGAACGGGGCAUCCAGAGAGAGGAUCAGGAACUCGAAGACGGAACGAUUUCACAGGACAGGCAGAAGCAAUUCCGCUCCGGAUUCUUAUGACUGGCAAACAAACGGCAGACAAAUAUCCAUAGACACUCCUCUACCACCGGUCACGGAGGCGUCCCAUCAAGAAGCGGAAAUCGAGAAACGGUGAUACUAUUGAGAAACUCGGAUGAAUACAGAAAGAACAACGAGCAAUACGAUUGCUCGACACGGUAUGAGCCGAAUUCGUAAUCGAUAAUCCGACAGGUGUAAUCAAUUUUUGCAACGCUCGGGGAAGAAAUCGUGGGUCCGGAAAUCAAGGCAUUAACGAAUUUUAAUUUUAAUUUAUUCAGUUUCAAUUUCGUACAAGAAUUUUUAUAAAAUGUGCACAGAUUUUCGUGAAUGUUCGAGACUACCGAAUGAUAAUCGUCGUUAAAUCACACACGCGGAAUAAUUUUUCAUGCUGGUGUCGUGCGAUAAUUACCAUGUCGUGUUUCUAACUGACAUGCGAUCUGAUUGCGCGCCUCGCUGUUGAAAAUUCGACUUUGUACGCGUCGCCAGCUAUUUCCACGAUUACCGAGACUCGAAGGUAACGAAUUUUACAGAAGUUUUUUGAAUGUCAGCGGAGGUUUUCGAGUGAAAUCGUUUCGGUGAAACGAGAAACAGCUGUAAAAAGUAAUUUAAUGUACAUUCUGAAGAUGGUUUAGAUAGGAUAAAGACACUUUCGAUCGUGCUAGUUAAUCCUUUUACACUUUAUUUUUCGAGAAGACUUCAUUUUCCAUGAAGUUUCUGCGAAAAAUAAAAUUUAGAAAUAAUUGACAGGGCAUUCGAAAGUCGACUGGAAUUACCGGUACGGCAUUUUACUUACGAAUUUUAGCGUAAAUUAGCGAUAAUUAGAGAUCGAAAGAUCGUAGAUGUAUUUUAUAUGCACUUUAGCGAGUACUUGGUGAAAUAAAAGAGGCUAGAGAAGACAAAGCCUGUUGAGACAACGACGUCGUUUGCAGAAAAAUAUUUAUCGAUUCUUUCUCGAUCAUUCUGUGAUGCGAUCAAACCAACAAUUUCGUACUUUUACAUUAAACAAUGAUAUUUCGUGGGUUUCGCGUGUCCACGUUCUGUAAAUUUUUAUUUAUCAAUCGUUCCAACCUUUAUCGUAAAAAUCCAAACCGAUUCCAAUUUGUAUAAAAAUUAAAAGUCCACUAUUUCAGUUUACUUUUUUCCAAAAGGAAGCUCUCACGUGAUUACGCGUUGCUUUUGAUUCAAUUUACGUUGAAUGAAAGCGUAUUGAAUUCACGCGAAGUAGUUUUAUUUUAAAAUAUUGAAAACAUCAAAGGGUUCUUCGAACGUCAGCAAAAUUGCAAUAUAAAAUCAAAAACUUGACGCUUUGAAAAUUUCCUAAUUUCCAAUUGUAACGAUAAAGGUGUAACUGAUUCCUUUUCAAGAAAUUCUGUUUAAUUUUCAAGCAACUUAAACUUGAUUUCAUAUACGGUUUUUAAGUGGUCCAGAAAGUGGUUCGUCAAAGACGAUCACCGAAUUUAGAUGAUUAUCGUACCGUAUAAAUUUCCAAGACGGUAAUGUAUACAACUUAAAAUGCAUUAACGUCCCACGAAAUUCGCUCAGUUAAUUUCAAGGGAAGUUUACCGUCGCGUUACAAGUAACAAGCUCGUCUUAAAUUCGCUUCGCCAUCUGUAGAAUUGUUUGAACAAAGGAAGCUUUGUUUGAGCUAAAGGAACAGCGGAAACGAAGCCAGUUGUUGAUGUUAAGACUCAGGGAAAAUACAGCUUGUAACAACUCGGGAAAUUUCGAAUCUAAAUGUUUCGAGUAAUUGAAAAUUUCAAGGAGACUAGAAAUUUUCUAUUUGCUUUCAAUCGAGUGAUCGCCUUUCUCGAACCGCGCGAAAUCGAAGCCGCCGACGAAAUCGAGUGGCGUGUACAUAAAAGUAGCAUGUAAUAAAUAUAUAAAAGUUUUAAUUAUUGGUAGAUUUGUUCAGUGCGAAGCACGCGACCAAGCGAACGCAAACCAAAGUUAAAAUUCGUGAUUUCGUUGGACCUUAAUUUAUAUCCGGGGACCAUAAGCGCGUAUUGAAUUUAACCGAUUUUCGUCGAACCUCGCGACCGGAUACGUUCGACGAUCAUAUCACGUCCUGACCUCACGAAUUCCUUUGGAACUGCACAGAAUUACGGGUCCUUACAGGAAACAGAAUAAAAAUAAAAAGCGGACAUCCGAUUUCAAAGGUAUUAAUGAAUGUUUAUUAUCGACUAUCGAUCGGUAAUUGUAAGAAUACUUUUCUGAAAAUCCACAGAUUCUCUAUCGAUGGGUGAUCUUUGAAUUUUUCUCUAACUUCAGCUGAUUAUUUUUACUUCCUGCAUUUGCAAUUAAUUAGCAAAUUCUUCGUGUAGAAUUGCAAAGGUGUUAAAAGAAGUGCCUUUAAUGUUUAACAUUAAAAUUUGUUCAGAAUCCAAGAAUUUCCUGGUGUUCCCUAAUUUAAUUCUCAUUUAAUUGGCAAAGUACAUGAUUGCCUAUUGAUAGAUUAUUUGCGUUUAAUCGUUACGGGUAUGUAUGUUAUAAAAAAGACUAGAAUCUUACAUUUACGAUAUUUCUGAAGGUACAUAAUAUUAUUCCUUUCGAAAUGGCAUAAAAAUCAAUUUUCAGGCACUAUAGCUAUAAUCUUUCUAUCUUGCUGUCUUUCUAUAUUGCUUUCUAUGUAUCAAAGAGUAAGCUUUUCUCGAAUACUUUAACAAGUUUUACUAUCAACUAUCUAAUAGUAACGUUUCUUCUCUAAAAAAUAAAAAUUUCUUCUCUAUUCUUAAAAUCUCAGAGUAUUCUAAGUACUUUUUCGAAUUUUAACACAUAAAAAACUAACUGUAUUUUUGAAAUUUAUGAUGCUCAAAAUGUUCGUAACAUAAUCUAAGGAAUAUGUGCAAAGUUUUUCCUAAUCUCCAAAAAAAAAUAUAUUACGUAUCUCCAGAAGUACUCUUUACAGACUAAAAUUGUGUACAAGGGUGUUCGAAGUAUUAAGUCAUUCCAAAUGUAAAUUUUAUCCAAAGUUAUUUAAUUAUAAAUUUAACAAUAUAUUUUAAUAGGAAAAUUCAAAAUUGUGUCUGACAGACAAAUAGGGUGAACAUUAUAAUAAGACGUAGGUGAAUUUAUGGAAUGACUUAAUGUGAUAAAUCAUUUAUGUACACAAUUAAUAAUGCACCAUUAAUAGUAAUAGGUGUAUCCUCACGUUACGGAAUGCUCUUACGAAAUGCACAAGAUAUUUUGUACCUCGUACUAGAUAUGCACCCUUUUCUUAAUCUACUAGCAAUCAGACGAAUUAUGGAUAAGUUGAUGGGACUUUCGAUUGAUACACUUGUUGAAAUUUGUUCAAAUUCAAUAAAUAAAAAUAAGGGGGGCACAAGGAAGGUAAUAAAAUCUUGAUAAUCUGGGUCUUUUGAAAUGUUAAGUAGGGUAAUUGAGCUAAGAAAGGCAACAAUUGAAUUCAAAAUGCAAGGUGGCAAUGGAAUUUAGACUCCAAAUUUUCCACUCGAACGAUAGAUUGUCCAAGAUUGAUCAAUCGAGGGUCCAUUAUUGAAUGAUUAAUGAAGAAGAGAUCGUCGAAUCGUGAUUGUUAAGAGGUCGUUGACUGGACUAGACGACCAAAAAGUAUGAACCUAAUCAAACUCGAACUGUCGAGUCCAUCUUUCGAAUCGUAAAUUCAUUUUCUCGACAAUCAAAUAAAUAGACAAAAUUUCCUUUAUUAUUUUCACUUCGAAUAAAAGGCAGUCGAAUGAGGUUCCGUUUAAUCCUCUAUACUGCCAAUAUUCUUCGACCAGUGAAGACGAACUUUGAUAAGGAGCGAAGUACUUUCUUGCCCAAUAUUUCACUAAUUAAACUUUGAACACGAACCGUGUACUAUAUGUAAUUCCUCUACUUCUUUUUUUUACAAAUUGUAGAAAUAACUUUUGACUUCUCCCUUCGUCCUCUUGUUGUUUCCAUUCUUGUAAUUUUAUUCGACAGUUGUAGAGUGUCCUUUUAUCAAUAAUAAUGAUCUUUACAAAGUAA
This is a messenger RNA of Osmia bicornis bicornis, 7781 nucleotides long. Its product is annotated as mitogen-activated protein kinase kinase kinase 3. Gene Ontology annotation, cellular component: cytoplasm. The coding region runs from base 865 to 3912 and encodes 1015 amino acids. Gene Ontology annotation, molecular function: calcium/calmodulin-dependent protein kinase activity; calmodulin binding; ATP binding. Gene Ontology annotation, biological process: positive regulation of protein kinase activity; protein phosphorylation; intracellular signal transduction. The record is from RefSeq and is a predicted model, not a curated record. Lineage: Eukaryota; Metazoa; Arthropoda; Insecta; Hymenoptera; Megachilidae. The transcript has 9 exons.